AUGGUCCGAGCUCAAUCCCGCGGCGUCGCGAGUGGAGCUCCAAGCAUCAACACGCCGAAGCAGCCAAUUCCCUGCCGACGUCCGCUGUCCCCUCCACGUCGCCGCCAUGCUCUCCGGAAUCCUUAUCUUCAACCAGAAGGUGAGAACCUCAUCUUUCGCGCCUUCCGCAACGAUUGCCGCCCGCGACUUGCCGAUGUGUUCCGAAUUCAGGUCAUCUCCAACGCCCAAGUACGCUCGCCCAUUCUCACCCUUGGCUCGACCACCUUCAGCCAUGUCAAACACGAAAACAUAUAUCUAGUCGCCGUGACGAAGAGCAAUGCCAAUGCAGCGCUGGUCUUUGAGUUUCUGUACCGUCUGGUGGGACUAGGCAAGGCAUACUUCGGCAAGUUUGACGAGGAGGCCGUGAAGAACAACUUCGUACUGGUUUAUGAGCUGCUAGAUGAGAUUCUGGAUUUUGGAUACCCACAGAACACCGAGACAGACACGUUGAAGAUGUACAUCACAACUGAAGGUGUCAAGUCGGAAAGGGCUAUGGAGGACUCGUCGAAGAUCACAAUGCAGGCCACCGGCGCUCUUUCCUGGCGGCGUGCCGACAUCAAGUACCGCAAGAACGAAGCCUUCGUCGACGUAAUCGAGGACGUCAACCUGCUCAUGUCCGCGACAGGAACAGUACUGCGAGCCGACGUCAACGGGCAGAUCAUAAUGCGCGCAUAUCUCUCAGGCACACCAGAGUGCAAAUUCGGCCUCAACGACCGCCUAACGUUAGGCGAAGAUCAUCUCCAACAACCAUCGGGAAACAAGGCAGGCGCGAAGGCUACCAGGGCAGCAGCGGGAAGCGUUACGCUGGAAGACUGUCAAUUUCAUCAAUGCGUGAAGCUGGGCAAGUUUGAUGCGGACAGGAUAAUAUCCUUCGUUCCGCCGGAUGGCGAGUUCGAGCUAAUGCGCUACCGGGCGACUGAGAACGUCAAUCUGCCUUUCAAGGUGCAUGCCAUUGUCAAUGAGGUUGGCAAAACGAAGGUCGAAUACAGCAUUGCCAUACGCGCCAACUACGGCUCCAAGCUUUUCGCUACAAACGUCGUCGUGCGAAUACCAACACCCCUCAACACUGCGCGUAUCACCGAGCGGACAUCACAAGGCAAAGCCAAGUACGAACCGGAGCACAACAACAUUGUCUGGAAGAUCCCAAGGUUUACCGGGCAAAGCGAAUUCGUCCUCAGUGCCGAGGCCAGCUUAACGAGCAUGACCAACCAGAAGGCCUGGUCACGGCCACCGCUCAAUCUGAGCUUCUCCUUGCUGAUGUUCACGAGCUCCGGAUUGCUUGUGCGAUAUCUGAAGGUUUUGAGAAGAGCAACUACAGCAGUGUGA
Messenger RNA from Alternaria atra, 1365 nucleotides. RefSeq lists its product as uncharacterized. NCBI's taxonomy places the organism in Eukaryota, Fungi, Ascomycota, Dothideomycetes, Pleosporales, Pleosporaceae. Bases 1 to 1365 code for a protein of 454 amino acids. The transcript is spliced from 2 exons. Gene Ontology annotation, cellular component: cytoplasmic vesicle; AP-2 adaptor complex. Gene Ontology annotation, molecular function: clathrin-cargo adaptor activity. Gene Ontology annotation, biological process: clathrin-dependent endocytosis; intracellular protein transport. The record is from RefSeq and is a predicted model, not a curated record.